Messenger RNA from Drosophila willistoni, 2400 nucleotides. Its product is annotated as AF4/FMR2 family member lilli. The transcript has 4 exons. The coding region runs from base 154 to 2211 and encodes 685 amino acids. The record is from RefSeq and is a predicted model, not a curated record. NCBI's taxonomy places the organism in Eukaryota, Metazoa, Arthropoda, Insecta, Diptera, Drosophilidae.
AUCAUCACUAGACGUCGGCCUGGAUAAAUUUCAAUUUUUUUUCUUCAGAAAAACGGAGGCCAAUGCACUUUCGACAUAGUCAAAUAGAUUAAAUUUGUUGUUAUAUACAUUCUUGGGACUACUGAUCCAGGAGUAGAGCGUCAGAGAGCGUCAAUGGCCAAUGGCAACAAUGGCAAUACAGAGGAUACGGUUAAUCGACAAGAACAAGAGCAACAACAACAACAUAGUGACCUGACAGGAGGAGGAGGAGGUGGUGUUGUUAGAGAGGGUGGUGGUGGCGGUGGCAUUGAAGGAGGAGGAAGUGAGCUAGCUGCAGAUCUAGUUGGAGGCGGCGGCGAUGGACAAAUAAAGCUAGACAAUGAUGCCCUAACGAGCUCCCAUGGCGGAGUGAAUGAUCUUGUUGCCGAUUUAUGUCUUAAGUCGGGUGUUAUUGGUGGUGGCUAUAGCAGCUAUAUGGAUAACAGAGCUUGCACAUCAUCAUCCUCCUCAUCUGUGGGUGGCGGAGCAGCGCCUCCCUCAUCAUUCUCGUUUAAGCAUUUUCUCAAUAGUAGUGGAACAGUGACAGCUCCCUCCAGCACGGUUACAUCUGUGGACACGGCAGUACAGACAUCAACAGGAGCCAGACCGAAGGUUCCGCAAUCUGUUUCAGCAUCCUAUAUGCAAGGAACUCCAGAAAAUGGAGGUAGUGGUGGUGGUGGCGGGGGUGGUGCAUCUUCUGCGUCCUCGAAAAUGAAGCGUUCGCCACGCUUCAGUUCCUUUGACUCGCAGGCGAGUCUUGCGGAAUAUGCAGCAUGUGGUUCAGGACCUGGUAUCACUGGAAGUCGUAUCCAGCGUCCUGACCUUCGUCUCCAUCAAAAUGAAGAUUUUGAUAGCGAUCAUGUUGCUUUGUCCCAAGUGCGCAAUACCCGUCUCUAUGAUGAGCGGUUGGGAGACGAUGAUAUUUUCCCAUCGGCUGCUUCAAAUUUACAGACAUCAAGUUCGGGUCAUACGCGAUAUGUGCCACGAUCUUAUUCCAGUUACGAUACGGCAUGUUCCUCCUCAUCAACGUCAAUCGGAUCAUCGUCAUCGCCACGUCGCCGUCCUUUGUCUGGGAAUCGGGACUUGCGGCCAAAUCGUUUGGUUUUAGCAGCUCCGCCUCCCAAAUUAAAACUAGAUUUGCCCUUAGAUAUGGCCAAAACCAGUACAGCGAGCGGAUCCUCCAAUGGUGGUGGUGGUCUACCAGAUUUUGUGCAAGACCAUUUGCCCGAUGGUGCGCCCACCUGGUGCUCGCCACCGAAUUCACCUUUAGGUGCUGCCGAGGCACCGCUUGAUCGAGCAAUCGGCGCCCUUUCCCUGCCUAGUGCUGCCCAAAGCUGUAGUUCUCUACCAGCUCCGCCAAUAGAAGCACCGUAUUCCCUCUUUACAGCUGCCCUUCCCGUUUCAUCGUCUUCGGAGCUAGGAACUGGAUCAACUGUGAAAAUGCUGCCAGAUUUCUUAGCCGAUGGCCCUAUCCUUCAUUCGUCCCAACGUCUGGCUGAUGUAGCUAUCGGUUUACCUUUCAAUUCAAUGGACUCGCCACCGCCGCUCCUACAGCAGCAGCAGCAGCAACAACAACAGGAAGCAACUGCGGCACUGCGGCUGGAAAAUGAACGACUGCAGCGUGAGUUGCAGGAAUUGAGAGUGGAACUACAAUCGCAAUCGAGACGAGCCCAGGAUUCUGAACAGCAGUUGUUCCAACUGGUCGAGGCGCAACGACGCCGAGAAGCCAUGGCUAGCAGUGCAAAUGCUCAGACUACCCAAAGGUUAAGGCGUCAGGUGGUUCAACUGGAGGCCGAGCUUCUUUCUAUUCGUGCCAGUGGUGGUGUGAAUAGAAGCUCCUCAGAUGGCGCUGUAGGUGGUACAGCUAGCCUGGAUGGAGUUGGAGGUGAAAGCAUUCUUAACACUCCAGGAGGUGGCAGUAUCAGCAAUAGUGGUGCAAGUAGCUCCACAACAACAACAACAACACGCCCUCCGUCCAGAACGCAUCAAUUAUCAAGAGAUUUACUGCGUGCAGCUGAUAAUGCCGAACAGAACUUAAGACAACUUCUGGUUGGUGUGGAUAAUCUCAGACAAAUGGCAGCCAAUUUGGAACAGCAGCCAGGAGUUCAGCAACAGCAGCAGCAGCAGCAGCAACAACAACCACAGUCAACAUCAACGCCCAGAAGUCCUGAUCCCUAUACUGAUUUUAACUAAAUAACAGCCAGACAGCAGUAUCCCAACCCCUCUCCCCCCUCUCUCCACCCCCUCACCAGUCCCCGAGGAAAUCGUAAAUCCUUCAAACAAAUUAUUAUAGCCACUCUAUUUAGCGCUUUAUCUUUAGGUUUGUUUAGUUUUUAAUGUCUCAAUAAAAUUUUUGGUUGCUUGGACGUGGACAUAGAUAAA